Trichoderma harzianum CBS 226.95 is the source of this 408-nucleotide messenger RNA. RefSeq lists its product as hypothetical. Lineage: Eukaryota; Fungi; Ascomycota; Sordariomycetes; Hypocreales; Hypocreaceae. Gene Ontology annotation, cellular component: nucleosome. The transcript is spliced from 3 exons. The coding region runs from base 1 to 408 and encodes 135 amino acids. The record is from RefSeq and is a predicted model, not a curated record. Gene Ontology annotation, molecular function: DNA binding; structural constituent of chromatin; protein heterodimerization activity.
AUGGCUCCUCGUCAAAAAACUUCGGCGGCCUCACAGAAAUUGCGCUCCAGACCAAGCGAUGUACAGCCGGGCGAUCCAUUACCUACAAGACAGAAGCGACGAUAUCGGCCGGGCACCGUUGCGUUGCGAGAGAUCAGGCAAUACCAGUCAAAUACAAAGCUUUUAUUGUUAAAACUACCAUUCAUGCGCCUUGUUCGUGAAAUUGGAUUGAAUUGUCGGCCGAGAGGGAAAGACUUCAGAUGGCAGAGUCAGGCUAUUCAGGCACUACAAGAGGCCGCGGAGGCCUUUAUGGUACAUCUUUUUGAGGAUGCGCAGCUAUGCGCUGUCCACGCAAAGAGAGUUACACUUAUGCAAAAAGAUAUACAGCUUGCGAGGAGAAUCCGAGGCAUCUGGGGCGGCCUUGGUUGA